AAAGAAGCUUCCAGAAAUCAAAUUUGAUUUUUCAAUAAAAUUCAGGCGCCAAGUUUAUUGGAUCCGUACAGUUAGCUUGAAAAGAGAUGGAGAACGGGGGAGCGGAGAAGGGCAAUGGGCAGGCGGCUGCGGCGGCGUCGUACACUUAUUGGGUCCGAGAAACGACGGCGGACGCCGCUCCGCUCCCUCUUCCCAAGAAACUCACCGCUCAAGACUUGCUUUGGAACCAAUCUCAGCCUGCCACUCUUGGUUCUGCUUGGAAUAAGGCUGGAACUUGGGAGGAGAAAAACCUUAAUAACUGGGCUACACAAAGAUUAAAGGAAUUGCUUAAAUCUGUAGGCACAUUGGACUUACCUCGCGGCAUAGCGGAAAUUUCUGAAUUAACCAAGUGUGUUAGUGAUGCAUUUUUGGUGACUGUACGAAACAAGAAGCGAGUAGGCUAUACAUAUGAGUUGACAUUAAAAAUCGAAGGCGAGUGGCAUAGACGAGGAGAAAAAGUCUGUUAAGGGCCAUAUUGAUAUCCCAGAAUUCUCAUUCGGCGAGCUCGAUGACUUGCAGAUGGAAGUGAAGCUUAGUGAAGAGAAGGAUUUCAUGCAGCAAGACAAGCUGCAAAAUAUCCGGGACUCGAAGAAACUAUUUCUGCAUCCGGUCCGGGAGAAAUUGCUUCAAUUCGAGCAGGAACUCAAAGAUCGGUGGCAAGGGUUCAUCUUUCGU
Molecule: messenger RNA, 714 nt
Organism: Hibiscus syriacus
Lineage: Eukaryota; Viridiplantae; Streptophyta; Magnoliopsida; Malvales; Malvaceae
Exons: 6
Coding region: 87-506 (139 amino acids)
Biological process (GO): positive regulation of ATP-dependent activity; protein folding
Cellular component (GO): cytosol
Molecular function (GO): protein-folding chaperone binding; ATPase activator activity
Source: RefSeq, a predicted model, not a curated record